AUGUGGAGGUUAACGUGUGUCGGUUUGGCCCUGCUCUUAUGUGUUCAAGGUUCACUUUCUCAGCUGAACGUUUGUGGACAGGCUCCUCUAAACACUUGUAUUGUGGGCGGUGUGGAUGCCUCUGAGGGUUCAUGGCUGCGGCAGGUCAGUCUGCACACUUCUGGACGUCAUUUUUGCGGAGGCUCCCUCAUCAACAAUGAAUGGGUGCUGACAGCAGCUCACUGCUUACCUGGUGUCAGCGCAUCCAGUCUGCGUGUGUAUUUGGGAAGGAGGACGCAGCAAGGAGUCAAUGCCAAUGAAAUCAGCAGAAAUGUCACUACGAUCAUUGUCCACCCCUCCUACGACAGGACCACAAACCACAAUGACAUUGCUGUGCUCCGGCUGUCUGCCAGAGUUACCUUUAAUGACUAUAUUAGACCCUGCCAGAAAAAUGUCUACUCUCUGUCUUUGCGUAGGGGUGGUCCAGUGGUGAGCAAGCAGUGUUUGGUGUGGGUUCAGUCUGGUAUCACCAGCUGGGGUUAUGGCUGUGCCGAUCCCAACGCACCUAGUGUUUACACCCGCGUGUCACACCUCACCUGCUUCUACAUCAGCCACUUCUACAACUUCUCCAACUACUACUACUACUACUACUAA
This is a messenger RNA of Sinocyclocheilus anshuiensis, 633 nucleotides long. RefSeq names its product serine protease 27-like. The transcript has 6 exons. Gene Ontology annotation, molecular function: serine-type endopeptidase activity. The coding region runs from base 1 to 633 and encodes 210 amino acids. The record is from RefSeq and is a predicted model, not a curated record. Gene Ontology annotation, biological process: proteolysis. Lineage: Eukaryota; Metazoa; Chordata; Actinopteri; Cypriniformes; Cyprinidae.